ACGCCGUACAACGAUACACUGAUACUGUUCGCUUUUCUUACUUGCUCCAUUUGCUGCUACGUCUACUACUACACACUGGACAUUCACAGUCUGGCAAGUUGUUGUGGUGUCUUGCAGUCUUAAAAACAGAGAAUCUGGAUUUGGGAGUUUCAAAACUCCCAAAAUUUUUUUUUCUUUGAACAAUCCUUCUGCUCAAAGCGUGUUAUUACUCGAAUCGCCUUUUUCCAUCACCGCACAGGCCGAACGAUCAACAUGGCUACCGCAUUACCUCCUCCCUCGAAACGGACACGACGUGAAGCACAGCUGCCAAAGGAGACCAAUGUGAUCCCGGCAGAUUUGCCGUUCGUGCAGGUGCAGUUUCGCGCAGCGGAUACGGGGCACGUUACCGGCGGCAUGACUCGCGUCCCUGGCAGUGCGACUACCAAGCAACUUGAACUUUUGCUGAAUGGACUGUUGGAUACUACCGACGAUCCGACACCAUAUUCAUUCUCGCUCGUCAACAGCACUGGAGCGCCAGUGUCGAUCGACAGCGACAUAUACACCGACGUUUUACGACCUAAGCACCAAACAACGGAAGAUGUGCUCACUAUCGAAUACGUUCCUCAGGCAGUCUUUCGAGUCAAGUCUGUGUCCAGAUGUAGUGCGACGAUGUCUGGCCACGGCGGUACUAUCCUCGCGACCGCUUUCUCGCCAAAGGACGGUUCGCGCCUUGUGACUGGCAGCGGAGAUGGCACUGCGCGUGUCUGGGACUCUGAUACAGGAACUCCGGUUGCGGUACUGAAAGGACACGACAAGUGGGUUUUGUGCGUCGCCUGGAGUCCGGAGGCGGAUGUUAUUGCCACAGGUAGUAUGGACUCUUCUGUUCGUCUGUGGGACGCAAAGACAGGCAAACAGCUCGGCAACGCGAUGAAAGGACACUCAAAGUUUGUCACUUCACUCUCAUUUGAGCCGAUCCACCUGUUGGAGGGUGGAAAGGGUAUCAGACUUGCGUCAGCCUCGAAGGACUGUACUGUGAGAGUCUGGGACGUUGCCUCACGGACCAUCAUACAAACUCUGAGUGGUCAUACCGGAUCUGUCACUGCAGUCAAGUGGGGAGGAUUGGGCGUGAUUUACUCGUGCUCACAGGACAAGACGGUCAAGGUUUGGGAUGCUCGAGGCACUCAGAUCAAGCUGAUUAAGACGUUGAACGCACAUGCUCACUGGGUCAACUUUGCGGCUUUGAGCACAGAUUUCUUUCUCAAAACUGGAGGUUUUGAUCCUUUCUCAAAGGAUACGAGCAGUCGUGAAAUUGAAAAAGAUCGCGAGUUGAUGCGAACGAAUGCUAAAAGCCGAUUCCUGAAAGCUAGCAUAAAAAAUGGCAACGUUAUGGAGCGCGUCGUCACUGCGAGUGAUGAUCAGACUAUGUACCUGUGGAACCUGUUCCCGAACGGAGUCGUCAGCGAAGAUGCCUGCAACGCAAAGCCUGUUGCGAGAUUAGUUGGGCACCAGAAGCCUAUCAACCACGUUGCGUUUUCGGCCGACGGUCGUAUUCUGGCAUCCUGCUCGUUCGACAACAGUAUCAAACUAUGGGACGGUAUGACCGGUACCUAUCUUACUACGUUGCGAGGCCAUGUCGCGGCCGUCUACAUGUGCUCUUGGUCAGCUGAUUCGAGACUACUUGCAUCGUGCUCGAAGGAUUGUACGGUCAAGGUAUGGGAUAUCAAGCAAGGAAAGCUGUAUAUGGAUCUUCCGGGUCACAAGGACGAGGUAUAUGCUGUAGAGUGGAGUUCAGAUGGACGGGUUGUCGCGAGUGGCGGCAAGGAUAAGCAGGUGAAGUUAUGGAAGCAUUGAGUUGGAAAAGAAUACUGGUCUUCCUCUGUCCUCUGUAUCGAGAGGAUCAGAAAAGGAUGCAUUUUACUGUAAGAUAAAAAAGAUGAUACAAAUAAUUAUCCAAAAAAUCGAAAAGAAAC
Molecule: messenger RNA, 1949 nt
Organism: Myxozyma melibiosi
Lineage: Eukaryota; Fungi; Ascomycota; Lipomycetes; Lipomycetales; Lipomycetaceae
Product: WD40-repeat-containing domain protein
Exons: 2
Coding region: 253-1830 (525 amino acids)
Biological process (GO): ribosomal large subunit assembly
Cellular component (GO): nucleolus
Molecular function (GO): protein binding
Source: RefSeq, a predicted model, not a curated record